CAAAAGUGCCGCACGGUGACGACGGCGUGCGCCGGCGUGACGCGGCCGCGCGGGAUGAGCAGGGCCGAGGCCUAGGCGGCGACGAGAGCGAGAGGCCGCGGCGGGACGGCGGCUCUUCCACCCGACCGCCAUGAGCACCAAGCAGGUCACUUGCAGGUAUUUUAUGCAUGGUGUGUGUCGGGAAGGAAACCAGUGCCUGUUCUCACAUGACUUGGCAAACAGCAAGCCAUCUACCAUCUGCAAAUACUACCAGAAGGGCUGUUGCGCCUACGGAACUCGUUGCAGGUACGAUCACACGAGGCCCUCUGCUGCAGCUGGUGGGGCCAUGGGCACUGUUCCCCACGGGGUGCCCUCCCUGGGUUUCCACAGUCCUCACCCUCCUUCCGACCUCACUGCAUCAAUCGUGAAAACUAACUUACACGAGCCCGGGAAACGUGAAAAGAGGACAUUGGUACUUAGAGACCGAAAUCUCUCUGGCAUGGCUGAAGAAAAGACUUGCCCAAGUGUGGUGAGUAAUCCCGGAGGCUGCAGCGACCUGCAGAACAGCCCGGAGCUGAAGCCGCUUUCCUACCUAGAAGCGAUCAGGAGUGGUCUCGACAGCUUGGAAGCUAGCAGUUCCUACAGCAGCGAACAGCAGCUGUGCCCCUACGCAGCUGCCGGGGAGUGCCGAUUUGGGGAUGCUUGUGUCUACCUGCAUGGGGAAGUGUGUGAAAUCUGUAGGUUACAAGUCCUGCACCCCUUCGACCCAGAGCAAAGGAAAGCUCACGAGAAGAUCUGCAUGUCAACAUUCGAACACGAGAUGGAGAAGGCCUUUGCCUUCCAGGCGAGUCAGGACAAAGUGUGCAGCAUCUGCAUGGAGGUCAUCCUCGAGAAAGCGUCAGCCUCAGAGCGGAGGUUCGGGAUCCUUUCCAACUGCAACCACACGUAUUGCCUGUCCUGCAUCCGGCAGUGGAGGUGUGCCAAGCAGUUUGAGAACCCAAUCAUCAAGUCUUGUCCAGAGUGCCGUGUGAUAUCAGAGUUUGUAAUUCCAAGUGUGUACUGGGUAGAAGAUCAGAAUAAAAAGAACGAGUUGAUUGAAGCUUUCAAACAGGGAAUGGGAAAAAAAGCUUGUAAAUACUUUGAGCAAGGCAAAGGGACCUGCCCAUUUGGAAGCAAAUGCCUUUACCGCCAUGCUUACCCUGAUGGGCGGCUAGCAGAACCAGAGAAACCUCGGAAACAGCUCAGUUCUGAAGGCACCGUGAGGUUCUUUAAUUCAGUGCGGCUCUGGGAUUUCAUUGAGAACCGAGAAAGCCAGCAUGUCCACAACACUGAAGACGUCGACAUGACAGAGCUUGGGGACCUCUUCAUGCACCUCUCCGGAGUGGAGUCAUCAGAACCCUGAAGAGUAGGUGGUCGCCCUGCGUCUUCGGCUCCACCAGCCGAGGCUUCCCCAAGCCAGGGUGUGCAGAGCUUCCUUCACGACAGCCUGGGGUGGCGUGUCACUUGAAUUUGAGUGGGGUUGUAUUUAACCUUGGUCUCAUCCACUCCAUUAUUACAGCCAUGGGAAGGGUGAGAAUAUAAAAUAACCUGAACACAUAUAUGGAAUUGCUGCUUCCCUAGUUGCUGUUUAUGUUAGUUGCACCUCAAACUCCUCAGGGGGGCCAGCUGACGAGCCAGCGUUUUCACUGAUUGAUUCAGACUAGCCUGCCUCCCGUCUUCGAGGACUGUGCAGCUGCCCCUAAAGCAGCAGAUUCAUUUAUCUUACCAAAGGAUUCCUGUGUGGUGAACCUCCCUAGUAUACUGAAAUAGUGUGGUCAACACUGGAUUUGUAUAUUGCUUUUCAAAAACCAAGUGAGCGCUGCACACCUUAGCACAAACUUGACUUAGGGCUCUGCAGUGUCCCAAAUCAGGGGAGAAGUCUUGUUGCAGGACGUUCAGCAGACAGGUAUAAACCUUCUUACCUGGGGGUGGGGUGGGGGGGCUCUUGAAGUAGCAGGAAGCAGAGAUAUGGCCCCUCUUUUCCGGUCUGUGGUAGGGUAGGGUCACAAUCGGAGUAAUCUUGCACACAUGCCUCCAGGGAAACUCUCACCUGCUGGCUUGUGCCCUGAGGGUUCAUGUAUGUUCUUAUCUGUAAAACCUGGCUUUGAUUUUAAAUUUCAUAAAAACAGCACCCAAGAACAGUUUCUGGUUCUUAUCUAGCGGUGGUCCUGAAGAGAGUACAAGUCUUCUGUCAUCAGUAGUGAUUUUAAUCAGUAGUGAUUUUAAUUGAAGGAGCAUAACCUUGUGAAUCAGAACGCAAUCCAAGCCUAAAUUAUCUAUUUUUAUAGACAGCUGUAGACACCAAAUGUUU
This is a messenger RNA of Globicephala melas (long-finned pilot whale), 2329 nucleotides long. RefSeq names its product makorin ring finger protein 2 (gene MKRN2). Lineage: Eukaryota; Metazoa; Chordata; Mammalia; Artiodactyla; Delphinidae. Gene Ontology annotation, molecular function: ubiquitin protein ligase activity; metal ion binding. The record is from RefSeq and is a predicted model, not a curated record. Gene Ontology annotation, biological process: protein polyubiquitination.